GUCUGGAAGGGGAGGGGAGCCGUCUGCCUUCCGCUUCUGGGCUGGAUUGACACACAAUGAGGAGCAGAGGCUGGGGAGACGCUCCACAAACGCCGCUGUAAAUAAAUACAACAAUCACUGAGGCCAGAGAAACAUGGAGAACCAGUGCACAGUGCAGGUGAAGCUGGAGUUGGGCCACAGAGCCCAGCUAAGGAAGAAGGUAACAUCAGAAGGCUUCACCCACGACUGGAUGGUGUAUGUCCGCGGGCCUGAGACCGGCGACAUCCAGCACUUUGUAGAGAAGGUUGUCUUCCGCCUGCAUGAGAGCUUCCCCAAACCCAAGAGAGUAUGCAAGGAGCCUCCGUACAAAGUGGAGGAGUCGGGCUACGCAGGCUUCCUCAUGCCUAUUGAGGUCUACUUCAAGAACAAGGAGGAGCCAAAAAAGGUGUGUUUCAACUAUGACCUAUUUCUCAACUUGGAAGGCAACCCACCAGUCAACCACCUGCGCUGUGAGAAGCUCACCUUCAACAACCCCACCAAAGAAUUCAGGAGAAAGCUGAUCAAAGCCGGAGGGGUAAUGGUGGUUCCUGAGGGGGCUGAAGCAGUGUCGAGGCCCAGUCCAGAUUACCCGAUGCUCCCCACCAUCCCUCUUUCUGCCUUCUCAGAUCCCAAGAAGACCAAGACAUCUCAUCUGUCAAAGGAGCCGAGCAAAGAGGGAAGUGGUGGCAGCAGCAAAGGACCCAAACCGCACAAACUGACCAAGGAGCACCGUGAACGGCCCCGAAAAGACUCUGAGAGCAAAGCCACGUUGAAAGGAGACAACGACAGAGACGGAAGCAGCAAGAGUGGGCGUGAUCCGUCCUCUUCGUCAUCUUCAAAAAAGCCGUUGGAGAUCAAAGUGAAAGAUGAAGUUAAAGUUCAACCCAAGGCUGCCUUCAAGGAGCCUAAACUCACCCUGAAGGAGUCAAAGAUGGAGGGCAUGUCCCCUAAAGGAGGGGGGGCUGGUAGCGGAGGGGGGGGUGGGGGAGGAGGCGGGGGAGGGCCCGCAGAGCCCAAAGCCCCGGGGAAACGACCCUCUAUUGUCGAGUCUCCCAAACCCAGCGCAAAGAAGCAGAAAAAGGGCAGCUCAGAAGGGCCGAAGGGGCCGACCGUUGUUGCCUUCACAGGAACUUCUCCUCGUGUCUCCUCCUCCUCUGCAGCCAGCCAGCCGUACGCAGAGAAGAAACCUCCCAAAGAAAAAGGUCGCUGGGCCAAAGGCACGCAGGAGCCGAAGGAGCCCAAAAAACUUCCAGAGUCAGAAGAGUCAAAUUCAGAGGAUGAAGCAUCGUCAAAGUCAGAGCAAUCUGCCCCUUCCAGUCCUUCUAAUUCCAGUUCGAGCUCUGACUCCAGUUCAGAUUCCGACUUUGAGCCGGGACAGAAACAAGGACAAGGUCCUCUACGAUCGAUGGUGGAGGAGAUCCAAUCGGAAGAGUCAGAUGAUGACGACAGCAGCUCAGAGGAGGAGACGCCCAUCAAGACCAACCCCCCCAACCGUGACUCUCGACUUAGCCUGGAAAGCGAGAGUGACAGCAGUGAUGGCUCACACAGCCCCAGUCGAGACCCUGCCCCACCCCCGCAGAAACACAGCUCCUCCAAUAACAAAGUUUCAGGCAGAAAGAGUCCAGAUUCCUCGUUUCGCUCAGAGAAGGUGUUGAAGAAGGGAUACGACAAGGUAGGAAGGGCCUACACAGAAGAACUGGUGGACCUUCAUCGCAGACUGAUGGCUUUAAGGGAGCGUAACGUCUUACAGCAGAUUGUGAACCUGAUCGAGGAGACGGGCCACUUCAAUGUGACCAACACCACCUUUGACUUUGACCUCUUUUCACUGGACGAGUCCACCGUCCGCAAACUACAGAGCUACCUGGAGGCGACGGCCACGUGACAGGAAGUGGAAACCGGCGUGGGGACCCCGGCCUGUGGAUGGCGGCGGCGUAGGUAGACUCGCCACCAUGUCUCCUCUUUUUAAGGAGGGGACAGUCAGCCACAUCAUGUCGCAGCCGUUUCACAGGCCUGACUGAACCAUCGAACAGCUACCACACAAACAGAAACACACGAACAAACACAAGCACACAUGAAGACACCACCCUCACGUGACUCUGGGAGGAAACUGAAGGAGGUGGUGGAGGAGUUGUGGACGGGAGGGUGGAGGAGGAGCGGAGUGGCUGAACUUUGUCUACAGUCAGGAUUUUCACUACACAUCUCUUUUUUUGAGUUCGUGCAGAGCUGUGGAAUGCACCCCACACCCCCACCUUCACCCUCCUGCACUCCCGCCUUUGAAAACCCAAUACUUCCCCUCCUCUUCCUCCCCCCUUCACACGCACACUCCUUACUCUGCAGAACACUUCAAUCCCCUUCCCCCUGCUGUCAGCUGGAGCUCAUUUCUCUCCAAGCGUGUGUGUGUGCGUGUGCGCAUGCGCUUGUGUGUGUUAAGAGGAGAUGUUGUCUUUGUGGUCUUCUCUUUGUUCUUGACGCUCCAGCACAAACAGCCGGUUUUCCUCCUUUACAUACACGGUAAACAAAUACAGAUUCAGGUAAUAAUUGACUUUAACCUCCCCUAUUCAGCAUUUGUAAGCCGAAUAUAAAUUAUGAAUCAGUGGUUUAUAACACACUAUAAUGUAGUCGUAAACUUCUAAGUAAGUGUACUGUAACUAAUUCUACUUGGAAGUUAGCGUAUAAACUAUAUAAUAAUAAUAAUAAUAAUAAUAUAUAAUAAUGACUGACAAUAUAGUAAAAAUACAAACAUGACAAUUAAUGUACCUUAAGAAACACUUUAAAAUGUCAAUAAAUGUACUUAUAACCCCUUUACAGUGUGUUAUAAAUCGUUACAAGGCUUAUAAAUGCUACAUAGGGAUGGGGUUAAAGUAAAGUGGUACCCAGAUUCAUGCACACGUUUGUCUCCCAGAUCCUUACACUUAACACUGUAUUUGAAGACACUGAGACGUGUGCUGUAUGUGUGAGACUCUGUUUUGGAUGAGAUUUCUUCUUUGUUGUCUUAACAUUUAAAAACAUGUUGAGUUUCCCCUGUACUUCCUCACACUGAAAGCUGAGCCUUGACCUCCUACCAACAGCCCCCCCUUCCCCACUAAAGCCCCCUCACUCCAUCUCUCCUCUCCUUUAUAUUUCUCAUAUUGACGUGCAUGAAAGGGCUCGACUGCUCGCGGCCAGAGCAGUGGAGGUUCACUCUUGAAUUGCCUUCUAAGUGCUGGGUAGAGUUGGGAGGGGGGGUUUAAAAAAGCAGUGAAAAAAGUAGCCAUACUUGUCUCCCAGAAUCCAAAAAUAAGAAGAAAAAAAAAUAGGGGCCACGCCUUUUUACAUUUUAUUUUUCUACAAGUGCAUUUUGUGUAUUUAUUCCCAGACUGCGGUUAAGAUAACCUAUGAGCUAUGAAUGUAUAUCGCUUUUACUUUUCUACGGCUAGCGACAGCCCCACUCUAGUGCCUUUUUCUGCGACCGCUGUGUAAGGGGGGGGGGUGUUCGCUCUGUUAGCCAUGGUCACACAGUUUGAACCCCCCCAAAUACUCCCCUUGGGGAAACAAGUGUUAAUAGGGAUGCCUGAAUAUCCAGUGUUGUCUUAAUGGCUUCCGUCUCUGCUUCUCUUCCUUUUCCAGUGUCUUUGUAGGCUGUUGUCAUUUUAUCAGUGGCAUUUCUGUUAAGCCCUCCAGAAAUUUUAAGACAACUGUUUUUCCCUGAUGGUGGUCAUGUUUUUAUGUUUUUGAUUUCUGAGUUCAGGUUCAGUGUUUUAAAAGAGGAAGCAUUGUGGGACUAUGUGGUAGUUACUCACAGUAAUUAGCUCUAAUAACAGUUGCAUCAGCUGUGUCAUGUGUUUUGAGACGGUUGUUGUUGAAUAGGGUCGGGGUUCCCUCUUCAAGAGGUUUGAAGUAUUUGAACUAAAGAAGGAGUGUAAAGACCAAGUUACCAGGCACUUGAAGAGCAUCAACAAAAAGGAUGUGUAGGCAGAAAAUAAGCUAAAGAAACCCCUCCUUGUGUUUUCUUUCCCUAAAUAAUUCCAUAAUAUUUAAAUGUAACUCUCAGGGGUCUGAAUAAUGAAGCAAGAUCAGCGGGUUAGACUGAUACCUUAAACCCAGGUGGACCAGUCUCAACAAAGCUGGCUCUCUUUCACCAGUUUAGAUCACUGAACUGGUGCGGCUUAAGAGAAGUUUCCCUUUUAGAGGAUGACAUCAAAACCUGUAAACGAUUGGUAAUGCGCACAAAGCAACACGUUCACACGUCAGCUUUACAUGCUAAUCAUACCGGACAUUUAAGAUAUUCACAACCCACUCUUUUUAUGUUUGCGCCUUUUUAUUAGAGGUGACAGGAAAUCAGGGGAAGGGGAAGAAGAAAGGAGGCAUGACAUGCAACAAAGGUCCCCCAUCAGACUCAAACCGGUAACCUUGCGGUUCAUCGUCGGCGUCUAAAGCCCGGCAGUUGCGCAAAGCAAGUUGGCCUUAGUUCUCAAUUUUGAAUGACACUUAGUCACAUUUAAUUGCACUGAAAUACUUUAAUUGGUACAGAGUUGUCUAUUUUGCAUUAAUGAGCUAUUACUGCAGCUCAUAAGAACAUGCAGUCGACUCAAAGUGACGAUCAUAAAUA
Molecule: messenger RNA, 4606 nt
Organism: Etheostoma spectabile (orangethroat darter)
Lineage: Eukaryota; Metazoa; Chordata; Actinopteri; Perciformes; Percidae
Product: protein ENL
Exons: 12
Coding region: 134-1900 (588 amino acids)
Biological process (GO): positive regulation of DNA-templated transcription
Cellular component (GO): transcription elongation factor complex
Molecular function (GO): chromatin binding
Source: RefSeq, a predicted model, not a curated record